UUUUAUAUUUCAGUUUUUUCUCUCUUAUCUUAAAUUUAUUUUCAAAGUUUUCGCGUCCAAGUUUCACAUAAUUUCCGCUUGGCGGAGUUUUGACAGUUCAUGGAAAAAAAAUAUUCGGUGUCGCGUCUAGUAUAUCUUCGCGUUUCGUGGCUAAACGAAACGCGAACAUAACCAAAGAAAAAUUUUGCGAAAAAUAUUUACGGUUUAUACGCGAAACGCGAGAUGUAACGUCGUAUUUUAAUAAUUUAUCCCGUUUAUUUCUGCGACGAGACGCGCAAAUCUGGACAUGGAAAGUCACGUCGCGCGAAGACAAGUAAAAAUCGCGAAAGAGCUCACCGCAUUUUCACCCUGUUUGAUUCCGUUACUAAAUAUAGGAUUUAUUUUUAGGUUGGAGCUAGACGUGAUUUGAAUCGGGAAUCUGCCCCAAAAUCAGAUUUCUAGGAGGGACAAAAAUGGCAAAUGAUGUGAUAAUCAGGGGUAAAGAUAGGCUACAAGAGAUUAGUAUGAAAUUGGAGCAGAGUCAUUUAGUGUAUUUGCAAACGGAUGACAGUCCAUUGAAGCUGCAACAACGACACAAAUUGGAAGGCUUUAUAAAGGAAUACCUUUGUCUGGUACCCAACGAGAAUAAAUAUGUAUUUCAAGAGACAGCAAAUAUUUUGCACAGAUCAGCAGCGACGGUGACAGAUUUCAGUGGAUACAGAGCAGCAACUGCUUGGAGUGCAAUUUCCUUGUAUGCGGCUAAUCUCUUGGCACAGCCUUGGCGAAAAGAAUACAGGACAGUGAGGACGUACAGCGGUUACUACAAGCACGAAGUGGAGGCGAAUUUGAUAGGCGCGGAAUUAAUGUUUGAGCAAAUGGGAUAUAAGCACACUGGCCUGGGUGUCCUGACCUUGGAAGGACCGAUAGAUCCAGACAAAGUCUCCAACGUCAGCAGAGACGCUAUUGUAGCCUUCGUGGAAUGUCAGAUUCUGAAGCAGAUCUGGGAGAGCGUGUCGCAGAAUUACACCAUCUCCUGGCUGGAGGUGCUGGAGUUCCGCGAGAAUCACGUCGGCACGCCGGAGCAGGCGGUCCGGGCGUUGAACUACCGCUUCCUCGAGAAGGUACAUCAGAAUCGGUGCGCGAAGAUCGACGGUUUCAAGGAUCUUUACUAUCCGCAGCAGCAGCAGACGAGCGUGGAACCCGUCCCGUUGCAUCUACCCUAUCACCAUCAUCAUCACCCAGUCGUGCACGUCAAUUACAACGCGACGAUGCCCGCAGUUUGCCAGCAAACCCCAACGGACUAUCGUUACUACCAACACCCGCCGAUGGACCACGGUUUCGUGAAUUGCUGCAACAGCUACGGCUGCCUGCCUGCUCACGGGAAUAAGUUCUAUGGCACCGCUGUCACCCAGCCGAAUCCCUAUUGCGCCACCCUGCCGGCGUACGCGACCCGAGUGCCAACGGGUAGACUGAUAGAGCUCGACGUGCCGGCGUCCGUGGCGAAUUACGCGGACAAGACGCACCGGAAGUCCACGUCCCAUCGGAUAUCGGACCUGGACGAGGUGGACCUGUACAGACGGCAGACCUCGAGCGACGGGGACCACCAGGAGUGCAGGAACGAGAAGCGGCAGGUCGCCAGCAAGCUGAACUCCGGCGUCAGCAAGGACGGCUACGACACGUGGGACUUCGUCUACAGGAAUCUUGAGAGCCUGGGAUAUUACAAGGACCUGGACGAGCGGGACGACGUGCUGCUGCAGCACAAGAAGGAGCCGUUCAAGCACAAGACUCUCCGGCAGACGGAAAACGAGGACAAGUAUAGAUACGACAAGAAGAGAAGCGGAGUGAAUGAGGUCGACGCGUCUGAGAUGAACGGUAAGGGUCAUCAUCAUCAUCAGCAGCACCAAGACGUUCUGCCCUUCAAGAAGAAGUCCUCGUCCUUUGACCUGUCAGACUCGAACAGACACAGCGAAACGUACAACAACAGGGCCGACAAGAGGCACAACAGCCAAACCCUGCCGAUUCCGCGGACGCACAGGUCCUCGGACCAGAUAGCGAGGAUUGCGGACUCGCUUCAGAAUCUCGACGUCGCGCGAUUAGGCAAAGAGGAGAGGAAGGAGGAUGGUGAACAACAGGUGGCGAGGAGGUGGAACUGCGCCACCUGCACCUAUCUGAACACUCCGGACCGGGACAUCUGCGAGAUGUGCGCCAAGUCGAGGUGCAAAGGCAACGAGGACAAGCCGCUGGCCAGCGGCGGCAAGGAGUGCCCCAAGUGCACCCUGGUGAACGAGAAGAAUGUCUCUAUCUGUGAUGCUUGCCAUACCAGUCUGAAGGAUUCCCCGACGUACAUUUAGACAGAUUGACGGGAGAAAGAGAGAAACGCGAAGGAGGAAGGAAGGUUCUCGCACAUUUCUCACAAAAAUUUUGCACAAAGGUAUUGCUUGUAAGAUAUGGAAGCUUGGAACGAAUCAGUUGUACGUGAAUCUUUUUCAACGACCUAAAAUGAAACAUGAAAUACAGACAACUUAGAGGCAUAAUAAAGAAAAUAUGCAGGGUGUCCCGUUCAAACUUUCGGAUUGAAAACCAAAGUUUUUGUCGAAAAACACGUUUCGUACUAAAGUUUUAUAACCUCGAGGGGAACACAAGAUAGUAUUAUUGGUUUGAUCUUGGAUAAUUAUUUAAAGGUCACGUGAAAACUCCCAUUUUUCAAUGCAUAUUCUUGCAGUUUAUCUCGAGAGAGCUUUCCAAAACAUUAUAAGUAUUUUCUCUUAAGAUAGGUAUUGAAAAAUAGGGGUUUUCAUUUAACAAAUUAAAGAUUACCUUCACGUGACCUUCAAAAGAGCAUCUAGGGUCAAAUCUCCUACAACUUUUGCAUGAAACAUUUUUCGCGCUGAAAAUCUUGGUUUUCGAGAAAUUUCAAUCCAAAGGUUAAAAUAGGACAUCCUGUAUAUAUUAUAUAUAUAUAUUAUAUAUUAAUAGCGUAUAUACAUGAAUCUUGAUUCGUAUACAAAGAGAAGAAAAAGCUAUUUAUUUAAAAUUUAUCUCAUGCAGGAUAAGGGAGCUUGUAAUAUAACAAAACUUUUGUAGCAUUGUUAGUAUUAUAUUGUUAUGUUGCGUGGCCUAUCAAAUGUAUCGAGUAGACAUUUGAAAUCACAUGCAGUCACAAUAACUAUCAUUAGUAUUAUUAUAGCGUUUGACGAGACUUUGUCACAUUAAACGAUGAAAUUUAAUCCGAGAUAUUAGGCCGAGGCUCGUAAAACGUUGAGAUUAAUUAAGAAGUGCGCAAAACACUGAAAUGUUAUUUGUGCAAAAAAAGAAAAAAAUAUUUAAUCAUACGUUUGAUUCUGUUUAAUGCGUAUACGUAAUUUUCGUGCAAUUUACUUGUUAAAUUAAAUAAUUAUCAUUGAGGACUCGAGUAUUAAACUCUGUUUUUUUAUGAACAGAAGAAUUGAACGUAAUUAAUUUUAUAAAAAGAAAGAGCGUUGCAAUAAAUUUUGGAAAGUUAGGUAUUGUUAUUGAAUAAUGAAUAAAUUUUAUAUAGCCCCAUCA
This is a messenger RNA of Nylanderia fulva, 3525 nucleotides long. The record is from RefSeq and is a predicted model, not a curated record. NCBI's taxonomy places the organism in Eukaryota, Metazoa, Arthropoda, Insecta, Hymenoptera, Formicidae.